Molecule: messenger RNA, 870 nt
Organism: Trachymyrmex cornetzi
Lineage: Eukaryota; Metazoa; Arthropoda; Insecta; Hymenoptera; Formicidae
Product: putative nuclease HARBI1
Exons: 2
Coding region: 1-870 (289 amino acids)
Source: RefSeq, a predicted model, not a curated record
AUGGGGAGAAAAUCAAUACAUCCAGGAAAACAACUGUUGAUAACAUUAUGGUUUUUAGCUACACCAGAUUCUUACAGAUCCAUACAUGUUCAAUUUGGUGUUGGAAAAGCAACAGCAUUUAGAGUAAUAAGGCGCGUCACCUAUGCUGUUCAUUGUCUGGCACCAAGAUUUAUUCAAUGGCCAAAAGGUGAAGUACUAAAUCGCACUAUUGAAGAAUUUUCAAAAACAAGAGGUUUUCCUAACGUAAUUGGAGCCCUUGAUGGAUCGUAUAUCAAAAUUAGAGCUAAAACAAAAGAUGCUGCUUCGUACAUAUGUAGAAAACAGUUUCAUGCAAUUCACUUGCAAGCUGUAUGUGAUGCAAAACGCCUAUUCACUCAUUGCUAUGCAGGGCCUGUUGGCUCAGUACAUGAUUCAAGAGUAUUUAGAAAUUCUCCACUCGCUCAUUACAUUGAGGCACCAAAUGAGUAUUUUCCAUUAGACACUCACAUUGUAGCAGAUUCUGCAUAUGCGAUUCAUCCCUAUGUGAUGGUUCCAUUUAGGGAUAAUGGUCAUCUUACAGCACGUCAAAAAAAUUUCAAUUUUUGCUUGUCGUCAACUCGAAUACGCAUAGAACAAGCUUUUGCAGCAUUAAAAAUACGAUUUCGUAUUUUAUUGGAUUGUUUACCAUUAACUGAUAUAAAAAAGAUACCAGAAACUAUAUUAGCUUGUUGCACUCUUCAUAACAUCUGCAUAUUACAAAAUGACGAGUUUCCAGUUGCGAUAUAUUCAAAUGCUGAAAAUGCUGUACCUGAUAUAGAAGCUGGGGUUGAAUUAGGCAAUAUUAAAAGAAAUAGAAUUAUGUAUGAACUAAGAAUGUGGGCUAGAGACUAA